GAUUUCAAGCGUUCUUUACCAGCUGGACUUGGUCUCUCAGAAACCCAAAUUACUUCUCAUGGCUUUGACGGUACCAAAGAGGGGGUUAUUGAUGCAGGAACGUUUCAAGGCACAAUUAAUAAGCAGUCGUAACCAGAACAAUAGAGCUCUGUUCCUGGGAUCAUCGAGAAAUGGAACUGCAGUAGUCAUCUUUUAUUUAACGCUUCCUUGUAUAAUAGAAACCCUUGUGCCUUGGACAAUAGAGAUGAAGUCUUUGUUUAAAAUGGUGAUUGGACUGGAUAACCGGUUAAUAAAUACCUUCCAACUCAACAAAUAGCUUAUGGAUUGGUGUGUUCUGUAUUGAGUUUAAUAGUGGAGAUAUUAGGGUGUGGAUUCAGAAUAUCUGAGUCUCUAAUGAGAAGCUCUUUUAACCUUUCUGGACAUCAUUUCCCUUGUAGUUUAAUUUCAGACUAGUUGAUUUCCAUGGUCUCUUCUAGUUUCAAAUUUUAUGGUUCAAGAUUUUUUUAAAAGACAGGUAUCUCUGACUUGGAAAGAUAGCACCAGUCUGUUUAGAUCUAUUGCAUGUUUGGAUUUUAAUUAGAUCCAGUCCAAAUUAAAGUUUUUGGUGACGGUUUCUGAUUAGAACUUAGUAUAUAUGGAAUAUGAGAAAGUUGACAUUGAUCCUGUCUUACUAGAAAAUUUUAGUUAUAAAUUUGAUAUAUGUUUUCUAGAGAACUGGGAAAGAGUGUAGUUGAAAUAAAAUUAACAUGCAAACAUUAAAGUAUACUCACAUGUGAAAGGAUGUUGAUUUUUUCAACUUUUUUUUUAAUUAUCCCUCCCUAAAGAUAGCUAGCCUUUAGAAUUUAAAAUAAAGAAAUUAAUUAAAUCUGUACAGUUUUCUUUUGUUUAAUGCUGGACAUUAGCAGCAGUGUUGGGAACUCAGUUUUUCUUACUCUGUAGGUAGCAAAGACUCAGAGAUGUUAAGUAGUUUGCCAGGGUGUUCCUGAUGCUCUGUGGUAAGUAGAGCCAGAAUUUCAAACCCCGGUUAAGAGUUUAAAAUUCAGUUGUGUUUCAUUUAAAAAUUGUGUUCUUUCCAUUGGUUUUCAGACUUGGUCGUGUUUGAGAAUAAUCUAAGUGGUUUUUAAAAAACAGUUGCCUAAAGAACAGCAUGGUGACUAAAGUUAAUAAUACUGUGUACUUGAAAUGGUCUAAGAAAAUAGAUCUCAAGUUUUCUCAACACACACACACGCACACACAGACGUGAGGUGAAGAAUGUAAUCAUUUCACAAUGUACACAUAUAUCAGAACAUCACUUUGUAUACCUUAAAUAUAUAUAAUUUUGUCUAAUAAAUAAAUAAAACCCAAAAAUCAAUCCAAUAAAAAAACUAAGACUGUUCCCCCCCCCCAACCCCCCGCAAAAGCCCUUCAGACACCUCUUUCACUGAUGAUCAGUAGGUAUUGUGGAGUGCCCUGAGUUAUUUUAAAAGCUUCAGAAGUGAUUCUUAGGAUUAAUUAGAAUAACACUCUGUAUUAGCACUUGUCAGGCUUCAAAAUACAUACAGAUCACCUGAGAAUCUUGUGAAAAUGCAGCUUCUGGUUCAGAAGGUCUGGGGAAGGGCCUGAGUUUUGCAUUUUGAAUAAGCUCCCAGAUGACAGAAUUGAUGGAGAUCCUUGCCUUCAUACUAUACGUAGCAGUAUCUACACUCUGUGAUAGUUGAUUUAUGAUUUGAAAAUUUUAGCCACUAUUUAUGUGAAGGCUACAAUUCAUUCACAUUUCUCUGAAUUUUAAUUAUAAGUGUGAUAUACAUGCCUUUGGAUUUCUACUUGCAGUUCUCCUCCCUAUGUUAGAGUAGUAAGUUAUAAAAUAUUUACUUAAGCUUUAAAUCAUUCAGCUCUGGGACUUUAAUCACAUUCUCUUAAUUGAUUUGGAAAUAGCAGAGUCCAGGUAAAGUCCUGUUUAGACGUGAUCUUCCCAAGUUUCUUCUUAGAUUAUGUGUUUUGUUUGGCUUUAGUAGUUCAAUGAAAAGUUUAUACAAGAACUCAGCCUGGUAGCAUCCAUUUCUUAUUAAUCCAUUCCUUCAAGAAGGCAAGUAUCUUCGUUCCGGCUUUUAAUCCUAGCUUUCAAGUACUUUAAAGGAAAUGCCAGUACACCUGUAUUCAAAAUGUACAGUAUGUAGAGGAAGAAAAGGAUUUUCACAGUGAAAUGUCUGCCCUUUCCAGGUUCCCCAGCACCACCACUGCCAUCUGUUAUGUCUCCUAGCAGGGUGGCAGCUAGUCGACUGGCUGAGCAAGGAGGUGAUUUAAUUGCUCCUGCAGGUAUUACUGUCCUGGUUGGAUAAAUCCCUUCUUGCUACUGCUGAAGCUAAACCCACUCAGUUUCGUACCACUUGCCUUAUAUUCUUACAUGUGCGUUACUCUGGCUUUUCUGAUGGCUGACUCUUAUUUUUUUAACAGUAAAAGAAAUAAUCUUUCUAGCCAUAGCCUAUCUUUCUGUCUUUUCAAAGUUGUAGGCUCUAUCUCAAAUGUGAAAUUGUGUUCACUUUAAAAUUUAAAAACACUGUAAAAUGGGAUUCAUUUUAAAUCAUCCUUUCUUUGCCCUAGAAGAUGUCGUUUUACUUAUUUGAUCCUGUACUCUUGGCUUUGCAGUUUGCCCUGUUUUCAGUUAAACCAAAAAGGAGCCUUCAACAGUUGGCUUCUUCAUUAUUUGGAAUGGAUCACAUGGAAAAGUUGUAUCUUCUUAUUUUGAAUUUAGACUUACAAAUAGUUGUCAGGUUGCAACGAAAUACUGUGUAAUUUACCAUUUGUGCCCAGACAACUCUAUUUCUUUGCAUUAGAUUUGCUCUGCACUUUAAUAUUGCUGGACUGUAAAACUGCGUAAAAAAUAAACUCUUUGUUUCUUAUUAUAUGAAAUGUUAGUAUUUUAUAGUUUGUUUCUAUAAGAACUUUGUAAAUUCUUAAACAUGUUUGAUUUUGUAUACUGUUCUCAUUCUUAGGUUGUGGUAAAGGCUGGCCUGGCUGUAGGAGUGAGAAAAGAAAUUUUUGCUGACUCUAACUUUUAAAACCAUUUUAUAAAACGUUUUCUCUUGUCUUUAUAUUAUUUUUCUUUUAAAAUUAUUAUACAUUUUCUGUCCCAAGUCAUUAGCAUUGUGAAUGUUUAUUAAAUAUUUUAUUCUAUGAAAAAUAUUUUACUGCUAGCAACUAUAUAGUUGUGAAGUUGCUUUUAUGUCAUAGUUUCUUAAUUGUUGAAGCAAUACAUUAUCGAGGCUUUGUACUGCCUUUAUUAAUUCUGGCUUUUUUGGGAGUGGGGGCAUAUUGAGGAAAAAAGAUGAGGCACAAUGUCGGUCUUGUUAUCCGUGACACUGUGUUGCUGCUCUGUUCUGUGUCCCACAGUGAAAGGAGAGCACUGUGAAGAGGGCUAGCCUUUCAGAUUUUUACUGACAGGUUUUUUUAGGAUCAUUAGGUUAUAAGAUUAAUUGUGGACAUUUUAUUUUUCUUGAAAUAAACAGCAGUUUUUUUUAAAAAAAGAAAAGCAUUUUUUUUUUUAAGAAGAUGGACAAACCACAGAGCAUAUAUGUUUAAUGGAAAGAAAUGCUUUUUUUUGAAGUGUGUGGAAAUUAUCCUCAAAAUGAUUCCCAAAAGUUCUAGCCCAUCACUUUAUGGGAACCUUUUUAUUUCUUUAAAUGCUUAAGAAGUUUAAUUAGAACAGUGUCCCUAUUUUGUUUUCUUUCUCUACUUGCCUUUAUCUGGUUUAUUUUUUAUCUGAUUAUGAUCAUGCAGGUGGCCAGAGAACACAGACAAAAAGUGGGCCAGUUAUUCUAGCAGAUGAAGCUAAAAAUCCUGCGAUGGAAAAGUUAGAACUCGUUAGAAAAUGGAGUCUAAACACCUACAAGUGCACUCGACAGAUUAUCUCUGAGAAGCUGGGCCGUGGAUCAAGAACUGUGGACCUUGAGCUUGAAGCUCAGAUUGAUAUAUUAAGAGAUAACAAGAAAAAAUAUGAAAAUAUUCUAAAACUGGCUCAGACAUUGUCAACCCAGCUUUUCCAGAUGGUGCAUACCCAAAGGCAACUUGGAGAUGCAUUUGCUGAUCUGAGUUUGAAGUCACUAGAACUCCAUGAAGAAUUUGGCUAUAAUGCAGACACUCAGAAGCUUCUGGCUAAAAAUGGAGAGACUCUUCUAGGAGCCAUUAAUUUUUUCAUUGCCAGUGUGAACACUUUGGUGAAUAAAACAAUUGAAGAUACAUUAAUGACUGUGAAACAGUAUGAAAGUGCCAGAAUUGAAUACGAUGCAUAUCGCACUGACUUGGAAGAACUGAAUCUUGGACCACGUGAUGCAAACACUCUGCCAAAGAUUGAGCAAUCACAGCAUCUGUUCCAAGCACAUAAGGAAAAAUAUGAUAAAAUGCGCAAUGAUGUUUCUAUCAAGUUGAAAUUUCUUGAAGAAAAUAAGGUUAAAGUCUUGCACAAUCAGCUGGUCCUUUUCCACAAUGCCAUUGCCGCUUACUUUGCUGGGAAUCAGAAGCAGCUUGAACAGACACUUAAACAGUUCCAUAUCAAAUUGAAAACCCCUGGAGUGGACGCCCCAUCUUGGCUUGAAGAACAGUAAAAAUCACACCUGGAAAAGAAAGAAAAGGAAGUCAUAUUGUUAUAUUUCUAAACAAACCUAAUAAGAAUUAAAUGGAAAUGGGAGAAGAGGGAAAGGGUGACAGCCAUUAUAGUGAUUCUUGCACAAACAGCUUUAAUUUUUCCCUAUUUCAUACUUUAACAAUUGAACUGUUAAAUUUGAUGGGAAGGUGGGUGUUUUAAUCUAAACAUAAUUUCUAUAAUCUGAACACAAUAAUUCUCCAUUUUGAGAAAUCCUUUUGUAUUGUGAAGGUUGAUGGCUAUUUCUCUAGUUUGAAAACACCUAAUAUAGAUUUGCACUGACAAGAUAAAAAUUCGAGGUUUUUGGUCCCACAGGUGAGGACCAGUCGUAACUUUUCAAGGGAGGUUUACAUGAUUUGUAUCAACAUCAGAUAUUUUAUAUAUGAACAUAUUAAACAUCUUUAAGAGAGUCAUUUUCAUCUAUUGUCUUAAGGAAAAAAGAAACUAUUUUGCAGAGUAAAAUUAUAUGGUGUUCCUGCAGCAUCCACAUAAAGGAGGCAGCUCUGACGAAUGACUGAUGGGCUGGUGGAGUUGUGGCAAAUACCUUUUUAAAAAUGAAUCUGUACCAUUGUAGUUUUGUUUAGGCUUUUUCUUAAAGACAGAAAUCACACUGUCAUUUCUGUGAGGCUUUUGAGCUUACGAAUUUGUGUCACCCAAAGUCAUGAAACGGUUCUGUUAGCAAUUUCUUUUGAUUCGUAAUGAAACCUGCUUAAAAGAAUUCUUUUGACAGGUGGACUUGGAAAUAGAAAUUCUUGAUGGUUCCUAGAGUAGAAACCUAUGCUUUGAAAGCUAGUUUGGGGUAAAUUCCAUUUUGACAGACGUGAAUUCCUAGACGCCUUUCAUUGACUUCCAUGUGUAACAAUACCGGUUAAGCCUUAAAUCACAAAUAUGUGCCUUCUCAGAUAAAGUAAUUCUCAUUCAACCAAUGUACAUAAAUCCAUAAAGAAGCCCCUUUCAGAUAAUGUUUGACGUGUCUGUUCCUUCCUGGGAAAGGAGCACUGUGUAUAAAUGUUGAGUUUCUAUGUACUCGUUAAGCCACAUUUAAGGUUUAUGAAGAAAUCAGCUUUUGAAUUCGCUCUUCGGUUUUUCUUCAUUCCUUUCGUGGAAUGGGAAGACGAGGACUUUUCACUUGUGUAAAGAAAGGGUGAUGUGUGUCCAUGUGGGGGUAGCAAGAAGAAAGGGGCUGGAGAGGCCAGUACUGCUUCAUUUGCUCAGCACUGUGGGUUUUGUGUUGUGUGGUUGGCCUGUCUGCUGUGUGGUUUUUAUCAGUAAUGGAAUCCUUUUUCAAUAUAAGUUCUCUUGAUUUUUGUCAUAGACAUGAAUUAUUAUUUUGAGAAGUAUCUCUGUACCUGUUCAUUUCUUUUGUGUUGAAAUGAAGUACUUAAAAUUACUGUUAUACAUGACCUUCGUGGACUGUAAGAUUUGUUAUAUAUGUUCAGAUGCCAUUUAGCUGGCUUUUUAAUUAAUAUGCCUGUGUCCAGUGCUUAACACAGUGUCAUGUGACUGUAAAUCACAAACCUAUUUUAAAUCAUUCCCUCCUGUAUAUUUGUACUCUGAGAGCCUUAUUUUAUUCUUCCAGCAGAAUUACUACUUGUGAUAGUUCAUUUACAUUCCCCAGAAUGUGCCUCUGGUGUGAAUUUUGUAUUCUUAUUAAAAGUGUUUGCUGCAGCACUCA
Sus scrofa (pig) is the source of this 6293-nucleotide messenger RNA. The record is from RefSeq and is a predicted model, not a curated record. NCBI's taxonomy places the organism in Eukaryota, Metazoa, Chordata, Mammalia, Artiodactyla, Suidae.